This is a messenger RNA of Coregonus sp. 'balchen', 10962 nucleotides long. The record is from the annotation of a GenBank genome assembly. Lineage: Eukaryota; Metazoa; Chordata; Actinopteri; Salmoniformes; Salmonidae.
GGAUUUCCCCAGUUCUUCCCCCCACUUUUAGGUCUAGUUGGCAUAACUGAUCAUUUCCGCAUUCCCAAAUCCUCCCAGAUAGCGCUCACUAUUUAAACGGGCAGAUGCAACGAUUUCCACUUUUUAAAAUCUACUCUCGACCUUCAGCUGACCAGAAGAAAGGACAACUGUUGCACUCGAAAUCAAAGUCAGGUAAUAGACAGCUUCGUAGUCGAGAAACAUUGAUUAUACUGGGGCUCCACGCUGGAUGAGUUGCCAGUGUGAGCAGAGCAGCCCAUGAACUUUUCGGUGGAUCAUUGUGCACAAUCCUUGCAUUUGUGCAAUCCUGUUCUUUCGUUCUAUUUGGUUUGGGCAGCACUGUACUGUACUGUUAAAAUUAUUGGAUAUUAUAAACGUUAUUCGUGAGAAAUAACUUUUACACUCAAUGCUUUCCUUUUGUUUAGCUUGCAAGGUUGCAGUCCUAAACGUUUAUUCAACCCAAUAAACAAGUCGUUCUCUACAACUUUAUUUAUCCUGAACGAAUAUGACUUAUUAAAAACAUCCUUCAUUACAUGUAGUAUAACAUUGAUCUAGCAAUUGUCUUAGAUGUAUUUGCUCGACUGUCCUCGUUUCAUCACCCUGCAACAGUCAGUUACGUAACAUGCAUGCCUUACUGAAGAAUAACUUCCGCUUUAAUAAUGAGUCAUGAUGAGUCAGAAGUGUUAUGUUAUCUUUUCUUGUUAAUUUGAAACUACGGGCUUUCAAGAGUGUUACAAUAACGUAAUGGAAUUCUGACGAUGUAUCAAUGUAGUAUUACAAUGUUACUUACAUUUGAUUUCACACUAGGCCUAUAUUAUACCAAAUAUUUUUCUUACAUCGAUUUAUCACAUAGCCUAGUCCCAAAAAAUUUAUUCUAAUAAACAGUUUCAUUUAGCAACAAUUCAGUGACUUUUAGGUUACUGAAUGUACUGAAUAAUACUCAAAUUCUUUUAAACCUUUUACCCAGAUUUGAGCAGAGAUGCAGAGAAGUAUAUUUUGUUUCUUUAAAGAACCAUCAGUCAGGAGGAUACAGACAGCUCAAUAGGUAUGAUUAGACACAGUGCCUUCAGAAAGUAUUCUUAACCCUUGACUACAGCAUACAUUCUAAAUGGAUUAAAUUUAAAUAUAUAUUUUUUCUCACCAUCUACACACAAUACCCCAUAAUGACAAAGCGAAAACAUAUUUUUAGAAGUGUUUGCACAUUUAUUGAAAAUGAAAUACAGAAAUAUCUAUUUUACUUAAGUAUUCACACCCCUGAGUCAAUACAUGUUAGAAUCACCUUUGGCAGUGAUUACAGCUGUGAGUAUUUUGGGGUAAGUCUCUAAGAGCUUUGCACACCUGGAUUGUACAGAAUUUCCACAUUAUUCUUAAAAAAAUUCUUCAAGCUCUGUCAAGUUGGUUGUUGAUCAUUGCUAGACAGCCAUUUUCAAGUCUUGCCAUAGAUUUUCAAGCCGAUUCAAAACUGUUACUAGGCCACUCAGGAACAUUCAAUGUUGUCUUUGUAAGAAACUCCAAUGUAUAUUUGGCCUUGUGUUUUAGGUUAUUGUCCUGCUGAAAGGUGAAUUUGUCUCCCAGUGUUUGUUGAAAAGCAGACUGAACCAGGUUUUCCUCUAGGAUUUUGCUUGUGCUUAGCUCUAUUCUCCCUAGUCCUUGCAGAUGACAAGCAUACCCAUAACAUGAUGCAGCCACCACCAUGCCUGAAAAUAUGAAGUGGUACUCAGUGAUGUGUUGUGUUGGAUUUGCCCCAAACAUAACGCUUUGUAUUCAGGACAAUAAGUUAAUUUCUUUGGCAUUUUCUUUUUGCCGUUUUACUUUAGUGUCUUAUUGCAAACAGGAUGCAUGUUUUGGAAUAUUUUUAUUCUGUACAGGCUUCCUUCUUUUCACUCUGUCAUUUAGGUUAGUAUUGUGGAGUAACUACAAUGUUGUUGAUCCAUCCUCAGUUUUCUCAUAUCACAGCCAUUAAACUCUGUAUAACUGUAAAACUGUAACUGUUUUAAAAACACCAUUUGCCUCAUGGUGAAAUAUCUGAGCGGUUUCCUUCCUCUCUGGCAACUGAGUUAGGAAGGAUGCCUGUAUCUUUGUAGUGACUCAGUGUAUUGAUACACCAUCCUAAGUGUAAUUAAUAACUGCACCAUGCUCAAAGGUAUAUUCAAAGUGUGCUUCCCCCCCCCCCCCCCCCCCAUCUAUCUUAUAAUACCAGAGACAAGAGGAGUUCCACAUGCUACUUUCAUAUUUUUGUGCCUGGUACUUUUGUUUUGAGGAACUUUGGAACUGUAACUCAUUUUACGCUGAGACAAAAUGAUGGACAUUUGCUUGUGUUUCUAGAUUUUAAAAUUGGUUUCAGUCCGGUACAAUCAAAAUGUGCACCACACAGCAAAAAUGGAAUCACAUUUUGCACAUAAGGUAAAGCAGAGGUUUUGCUGAGACAUGCCAAUAUUUAUUCUGUUAUGUAAACUGAGCAUUACCAGAUUUUCAUCUGUAAAGCCUAAUUGGGUAGUAUCAUUAGCUGUAAAAGGAGGCCAAAUGGCAGCUGUUGGGGCAGUUAGGAGGUGGUGGAGGAAGGGGUCAGGUAGAAAGGGAUGGAGUAUUGUGGAGUGAAACAGGCUACACACUUGCAUGCAAAUACGCCAAAACCUUAAAUUACUUGUCUUUGUACCGUACCGUGCCCAGUCAGGUUAUUGGCCUACUUUGCUUGGGUCCCAUUUGUUGGAACUCAACAUUGUACAACUAGACAGCAUAGGUCCUGACUGUAUAGACAUUGAAGGAAACCAUCAGUAUUUCAAUUUUCUGGGGGUAAGGUCAGAGAUCAGUGUAGAUGAUCCUGUAUCAAUGUAUCCUGGGGUGUAGUUGGUGUCUGUAUUACACUCUUUUGCUAGCUUUCAAACAAAGGGAACACUGUUUCUGUUCUGUUUAUUUUUCCUCAUCAUUCACUCUGCCUAUACUGCUGGGCCCAUAAGCCAUACAUUUUUUUAGAUUUUGGAAGAAUACUGUACAUUCAGCGCAAAGGGGUAAACUAUUAUGAUUAUUUUAUUAAUAUUGUAUCCCAGUGGUGAUACCUGGUGGUGUUGUGAGUGAGUAUUUGCUGACGUGCCUCUGAGGCCAUUUCCAUCUAUAAUGUGGUGGGAAAUGUGAAUGCGUGUGGGCAAAUGAAAUCAGACAGCGGUCUUGUCUGCAGCGUGCUUUGGCUCUGAUAUUCUUGGGAGAGUUGAGUUAGCUAGCUGUUGUCCCUGGCUACCUCUCUCCAUGCACCUUCUCUUUGAUUUUAGAGCUUGCUGAUUUUCAUGCCAACCUUGGCAUUGAAUAGUUGGCUGAUGUAAGCUUACAAAUGAGUGUGGCAAAAAUGAGUAAAAUCAAGAAAGGUGUUCUCAAACAGUUAUAUGUACAAUGCUUCUGUUUAAACAGACUGUUGAGACUCUGUUUAGUGAGCUACAGUGUAAUAUCCGUCAUCCUACCAAAUGAAUUACUUGCUACUCACCUGGGAAUAAAGGCAGAUGUCCUUGAAUAAUGUAUAUUACUACAGUUAUAAACAAAACAGGUUUACAGGGAAGACUCAAUGACGUGUUGAUGUAGAUCUUGUAUUGUGUCAGUUUAGUCAGACAAAAUAGGAAGAGAAGGGUUUGAGAAAUGACCUUUAUCAGGGGACCAGGGUUGGCUACAUUAUCCUGAGCUCCCGUAGCCACAUUCCACUUCCCUGACAUGUAGAAAAAAACGUAUAUGGAGGAAACAUGGGCAACGGAUGUUUCUUGGCAAGGGCUGGCUGCAGAUCUCCUUGGAAUAAAGGGGAAUAUGUCUGAGUCUACUUUUGUGCAGGGCUGUGUGCUUCUCUCUUGGCAUCCUCUGGAAUGAAAAAGAAAAACAUAGAUCCUUGCCAAGAUCUAUGUAAAUGGGAGUAUACAUACAUACAUUCCAGAAAAAAAAGAGAGAUUAAAUAAUAAAAUGGCCUAAUGGGAGACAGCCUCGGCCUCCUGCUCUGGAACAGGCCAACAAUUCAUUAGAGAGGGCUGCCAGGGAGACCAGGUGCACCCUGGGAAAUGCCUCAUUUAAGCCCUUUAGCAGACUGAAAUGGAAGUAGACCAAUUAAUUAACUAUCUGUCUACUAUACCAAAACCACAAGCAGGUUUGAGAUGUGAAUACUUGGUGUAAAAUGUAUUCAGAUCUUUAACUCUGGUAUACAGUUGAAGUCAGAAGUUUACAUACGCCUUAGCCAAAUACAUUUAAACUCAGUUUUUCACAAUUCCUGACAUUUAAUCCUAAUAAAAAUUCCCUGUCUUUGGUCAGUUAGGAUCACCCCUUUUAUUUUAAGAAUGUGAAAUGUCAGAAUAAUAGUAGAGCGAAUGAUUUAUUUUCUGCUUUUAUUUCUUUCAUCACAUUCCCAGUGGGUCAGAAGUUUACAUACUGUGGCGUACAGCAGGUCAGCCACCAGGGGGAGACUCGUCGAGGCCUGGUAACAGAUGGAGUAUACAUCACGAGGCGGUGGCUCCAUCUGCUGGACGUGCCAGGUCUCGACGGGCUCCCCGUACAGGACUAAUUGGGGCUGAUUGGAAGCUGGUGAGUAAUUAAGGGCGGAUUGCUCACCAGCUGUGCAAGGCCCAUAAAGCUGCCAGAAGGGCAGGACUGGGGGAAGUAAGGUAACUUCCGUGUAGUUGGAGACGGUUUCCUGGAGAGGAUCUCAUGGGGGAGACCUAACCUUUUCUUUUGAUUAUUUUAUUAAUAAACACCCUUGAAACCGAGCUAAUCAUACUCUGUCUGUGUCUGAUCUGUGUAAACGUUUUGACCCAACCCCCUGAUCUGCCACAAGUGGUGGAGAAUGCGGGCACUUUGUUAACGUGGUCAGAUCAGGGUUGACGUUUACACAGCAUCAGCAUGGACGAGUUGAUAGCUCAGUUCGUCUGGGCCCAACAAGCACAACAGGCGGUUCAGGAACGAACGCUGGAGGAACAGCGACUACAAAACGUCCGCCUUGUGGAGGAAGUCAGGAAGCUGCAAGGAGGAGCAUCUCCUGAAACCCAUCCCAACCAGUUUUUAAUCAAGCUAACGGAAGACGAUGACAUUGAAACAUACCUCUGUACGUUUGAACGGACAGCACUACGGGAAGGAUGGCCAAGGCCGAAGUGGGCAAGUCUGCUGGCCCCGUUCCUCUCUGGGAAUGCCCAAAAGGCGUAUUGGGACCUGAACGACGAACAGGCGGCUAACUACGACGGACUCAAACGGGAGAUACUCAGCCGCUACGGGUACAGCCUGGCCCAUCGGGUUCAACGGUUCCACGACUAGAGUUUCGUACCCGACGCAUCCCCCCAGAACCCAGAUGAGCGACCUUCUGCGCAUCACCAGGGCAUGGCUCCUAACCAACGUAUCCACCCUCUCCCUCCUCAACAAAAUGGUCCUGGAUCGCUUCGUACGGGCGCUACCCCACGUCAUGAAGAGGGCAGCGAGCCUAUGCGCGUCCCAGGCCUUGGAGGGCCUUCUGGAAGCAGUGGAGACGCAUCAGAACACUCAGGCCCUACUGAGGGGGAGCCGGGACAAGUUGGAGACCUGUGCGAGGGGACGGAAGGACAACCCCACCGCGGUGUACCCCGAACCGACAGUCGGCCGGGCCAAGGGACCACAAACCCAUGGAGAGACGGCUGGGGAAGGGCCGACCCGCCAACGACGACUCCAGGUAGAUGGAGACCAACGGAGGUGUUUUGAGUGUGGCACCCGGGGGCACAUUGCCUGGAAUUGCCCUGCUCGAGAGGAGUCGAUGCCAUCAGCUAGCACCGGAUGCCAGGUGGGUCACGCCGUGAACUAUUUCACCUCCUGUUGGGCGCACCAUGAAUCAACUGCACCCAUGGUCCCGGUGAAGGUUGACGGACACGACAUGGAAGCGCUAUUAGCCUCCGGAGGCAUGGUUACGCUCGUAACCACGAGCCUGCUGAACGGGGUAGGGAGAUGUCAAUUUCCUGUGUUCACGGUGACACAAAGUGGUAUCCCGCCGUAUGAACCAACACAAGGGACACCACAAGGGAGCUGCCAGAUGAUGGUGGGUGCAGUACCAGAGCUGCCGGUACCUAUCCUAGUGGGACGGGAUUGUCAGCUGUUCGCGGCCCUAUGGGGGCACGAGUUGGAAAAAAAAGAUAAGAGCCAGCCGAAGAAGAGAGCGGGGACGACCCCUCGCCUGUGCGGCCAGGACGCCACCGGUUAACCAACCUGACUCUACGGGUCCGGAGUCAGAGGGGGAGCCGGAACCCGAACCCUCUGGGGAACCACUGGAGGAGGAGCCCAGCCUCCCCUUCUCGAUUUCGAGGGGGCAGUCGAGACCCCCGUUGGGGGCCAACUGAGGGGACAAUUCGGGACGGCCCAGUGGGAGGAUCCGAAUUUGAAAGAUGCCGCAGCCCAAGUGAUGGCGGUGGAUGGACAGCUACUUCCGGGGGUGAGUGACUGGCGAUACCCCAUUUCCAAAUUAAGAAUGUGUGUCGCGCUAACAGGGGGAACAAAGAGAGGUAUUGUUGCUGCCCCGACGGUAUGUAGGAACCGUUCUUCAGCUGGCCCACACCCACCUGUUGGGGGCGCACCUGGGAAUGGAGAAGACCCGGGAACGGGUCGCCGCCCGGUUCCACUGGCCCGGGAUGAGGAGGGCCGUGGAAGACUACUGUUGCAGCUGCCCGGAGUGUCAACUCACUGCCCCGAAAGCACACUUCCGAAACCCUCUGGUCCCCCUGCCGAUCAUCGGGGUGCCCUUUGAACACAUCGCCAUGGACAUAGUGGGACCCCUGGUAAAGACUGCAUGAGGACACAGGUACAUCUUGUUAAUAGUAGACUAUGCCACCUGGUAUCCCGAGGCCAUUCCCCUACGGGCGGCGGUAUCCAAGGGAAUCGCCCGGGAGCUGUUCCACCUCUUUAGCCGGGUGGGCAUCCCGAACGAGAUCAUGAAAGAGUUGUGUGCCCUCAUGCAGAUCCGGACCUCAGUUUUUCACCCGCAGACGGAUGGGCUUGUCGAGCGCUUUAACAAAACGCUCAAACAGAUGCGGAAGGUCAUCGAGCAGGACGGGAAGAACUGGGACCAGCUGCUACCCCACCUAAAGUUUUCCCCGUUUGAACUCCUCUACGGGAGGAGGCCACAUGGCCUACUGGACCUCUCCAAGGAGGUGUGGGAAGCCCAACCCCCUUACGCAGCGUUGUAGAGCAUGUGGAGGUGAUGCGAUAGCGGAUGACAGCCAUAUGGCCAGUCGUGAGAGAACAUAUGGAGAAGGCCCAACGCGCCCAAGCCCAGGUCUACAAUCGGGGAGCCCAGCCCCGAGAAUUCCAGGUGGGAGACAGGGUGUUGGUGUUGAUCCCCACGGCCGAAAGUAAGUCCCUGGCAACAUGGCACAGACCAUACGAGGUGGUCGAGAAACUGGGACCUGUCAACUACCGCAUACGGCAACCGAAGAGACGGAAACCUCAACAGAUCCGAGAAGCCGGGCCGCACGACCUUCAUUGAACACCCUGGGCCGGGUACGGAUGUGGAAACGGUAAGAAAGAGGCCGUAACGAAUUCCUGAGGCCCGACAGAAGGCCGUGAAACAAGAAGUGGAGGCUAUGCCGAGGAUGGGGGUCAUUGAAGAGUCCCACAGUGCAUGGUGCAGCCCCAUCGUGUUGGUGCCCAAACCGGACGGUAGCCUCAGCUUCUGUAAUGAUUUCCGGGGUGUGAACGACAUAAGCCUAUUUGAUGCCUACCCCAUGCCGAGGGUGGACAAGCUAAUCGACCGAUUGGGAAAGGCCCGGUACAUCAGCACCUUUGACCUGACCAAAGGAUAUUAGCAUGGAAACGCGGAUGCCCUAUCGAGAAGGGAGACAGACGUUGCACUGAUGACCAUCCUCUCCCCGAUAGAGCUGGGGGGGGGGCGUACAGCAGGUCAGCCACCAGGGGGAGACUCGUCGAGGCCUGGUAACAGAUGGAGUAUACAUCACGAGGCAGUGGAUCCAUCUGCUGGACGUGCCAGGUCUCGAAGGGCUCCCCGGACAGGACUAAUUGCGGCUGAUUGGGAGCUGGUGAGUAAUUAAGGGCAGAUUGCUCACCAGCUGUGCAAGACCCAUAAAGCUGCCAGAAGGGCAGCACAUGAAGGAGGACUGGGGGAAGUAAGGUAACUUCCGUGAUUUUACUGUGUUACAGUUCAUAUGAGGAAAUCAGUCAAUUGACAUAAACAUCAUUAGGUCCUAAUCUAUGGAUUUCACAUGACUGGGAAUACAGAUACCUCACAAUGGGCCUCAGGAUCUCAUCACGGUAUUUCUGUGCAUUCAAAUUGCCAUUGAUAAAAUGCAAUUGUGUUCGUUGUCUGUAGCUUAUGCCUGCCCAUACCAUAAACCCACCACCACCAUAGAUCACUCUGUUCACAACAUUGACAUCAACAAACAGCUUGCCCACACGACGCCAUACACGUGGUCUGCGGUUGUGAGGCCGGUUGGAUGUACUGCCAAAUUCUCUAAAACAACGUUGGAGGCAGUUUAUGGAUGAACCAGACUUAUGAAGGUCUACAGUUUUCUUUACAAUUUUUUUUCUGAGGUCUUGGCUGAUUUCUUUUGAUUUUCCCAUGAUGUCAAGCAAAGAGGCACUGAGUUUGAAGGUAGGCCUUGAAAUACAUCCACAGGUACACCUCCGAUUGACUCAAAUGAUGUCAAUUAGCCUAUCAGAAGCUUCUAAAGCCAUGACAUCAUUUUCUGGAAUUUUCCAAGCUGUUUAAAGGCACAGUCAAUUUAGUGUAUGUAAACUUCUGACCCACUGGAAUUGUGAUACAGUGAAUUAUAAGUUAAAUAAUCUGUCUGUAAACAAUUGUUGGAAAAAUUACUUGUGUCAUGCCUAACCGACUUGCCAAAACUAUAGUUUGUUAACAAGAAAUGUGUGGAGUGGUUGAAAAACAAGUUUUAAUGACUCCAACCUAAGUGUAUAUAAACUUCUGACUUCAACUGUAGCUGUUGCCUGGCUACCCAUUUACAUUGCUCUGGCCAACUGACGUUUGUUCUCCACGAUGAAUCUGGAUUUGCCUCCCUAUCUGACGAUUUCUAGAAUGCGAACACAUUCUGAUCAUUAUGAUUUGUACCAGAAACCGAUGGGUUGGGCCAGAGCUGGCCUUCAUGAUGACGUUAUCAAUUUUGAUACUCUGAUUGGUUAGAUUUGUUAGAGACGAUCCAAUCGCUGAUACAUUUGUCAUGUACAACGGCCCUCAUUUUGAAGUCAAACUAACGACUUGUAGGAUGGUAGUUUCAGACUGAAUGUAUGUAGCGAUCGAUAGAGCAGCGGAAUUAAAUUCAGGGUGAGUCUUCAGGCAAGUAUACCUGUGAAAUCUCAAACCAUGUGUCGUUGAUUUUCUUCUCAAUGUAUUUUCCUAUCCAUUUGUCCCUUUCCCUAUAAGCUGUGGUCACAGCCGUGUCUGACAUGAUGCCGGGACCAAUCCCAGAUCCCUUGGUGACAGCAGGCUCCCUGCCCAGCCUGGGUGUCCUGGCAGGGAUCCCCUCCACCACGCUGACUGACCAGCUCAACUACGCCGACCUCCGGGAACUGGGGGCCAUGUUCUCUCCACUGCACUUCCUGGGCAAGCUAGGGAAGAGGCCCCUAACCAUCAAAACAGAGGUGAGAAUGAACGUUUUGUUUUAGUUCUUGAAAAUGUUGUGAGAAGUUCAAAUUCAGACAUCUUUCUGGUCAUUUUACUGUUUAAGACUCACUCUUUUGAUGUUUUGACUUUUCUAACCAUCGUAGAGCUUUGUACAAAACAUAGGCAAUGUUAUUCCCCAGGGCGCAGAGGGACUUCAGUAUGUACUUAAUGUUGACCAAUGGCAUCACCUAGUGGACAGAAUUAUCAUUUAAACAAAUGUAACCUGCUCUUAGAUGGUUUCCUACACUUGAACCAUAAUUGCUGGGUCCAUUUUCCACCUUAAGUUCUGUUUUAAAGCGUGUUUGCAUUUCCCAUCCAUGUAGAGAGAUGAGGAAGAGGACAGGAGGAAACGAAGGAGAGAGAAAAACAAAGUAGCAGCAGCACGCUGUAGAAACAAAAAGAAGGAGAGGACAGACUAUCUACAAAGGGUGAGAGGUUUUUAUUUAAUGAAGUGUAUAGACCAGUCUUCUAAGAAUAAGUAAUGAUCUUAUCCUUCCUUCCUUCCUCGUGCACCCUAUGUCUCAGGAAUCAGAAAGACUAGAGGUGAUGAACUCUGACCUCAAAGCCCAGAUUGAGGAGCUGAAGCAUGAGCGGCAGCAGCUGAUCAUCAUGUUGAAUCACCACCGUCCAACGUGCAUCGUCAGAACAGACAGCGUCAAGACCCCUGAGAGUGAAGCCAACCCCCUGCUGGAGCACCUGGACGGAAAGUGAUGUCACAGGGCUCAGAGCAGCGUGGUGUCACAGUUCCAGUUUACAGUGAAGCUCCACUCUAGCCAGCUAGCAGCACUUCACUACCUCUGGGCUCUUGGCUUAGAGGAGAACCAGCUAAGCACUCCUGCCUGGAGCCAGAGAGCCUUUAAACACAAAGGUGACCCAAUGUGAUUGGACUUUGUGCUGGCAGUUAAAUGCAUUUUUUAGAUUUUUUGUUUUGUUAUUGUUGGUGUUAUUAAGGGCCCCAUAGCCCCAGCCACUAUCAUUAUAAAUACAUGGAAUUUAAUAAAUGGCUCAAUGCAGCUUGGUGAGCAAUACUCCACCGCUCCAAGGCAACAUGGCAGAUCUCUCAGGCCCCUAGGCACAGUCAGAGCUUGUGCUGUGUUUUUUGUUUAUACUAAUGUGUACUGGUUAAGAUGAACACGUAUGGUUUUUGAAUAUUAUUUUUUCUUUGUAUUAUGCCUUCGAUGGCAGACCGGUUGAACCGUUUUCUUUUAUUUGGCGCAGGCGUCAUAUAUGCACAUAGCCUACAGUAUAUGUUGACUUUUUACAUUGUAGUUGGUCUGUUACUUUCAAAUAUGGUUCUGAUUUGUAUACUUACUGUACAAUAUAUGUAUUAUAUAGAC